UUGUGGUUUGGCCUUUCCAUCGAAUUGGAAGUCCGAUAUAUUCACUCUACGAAAGUGCGUUCCCAGCCACAUUCGCAUCUCUUUUUUUUUAUUCUCUACAACUCGUCUCAUUUCACCAUGAAUUCUUGGAAAUUACCUGGAACAAAGAAACAUAAGGAGCAGCCUGCUAGUGCACCAAGCCCCAAUGCCGUCAACCCAUCGGUUUCUAGCUCUGGUCUGAAGAGCGUUUCUCCUGCCAUCUCAACACCGCCAGCACCCUCUGCAUCUCCAGCUUCAUCUAUAUCACAAUCUUCACAAUCGCCGAAGGGAGGAGUUCUUAUGAUUCGUGUCUGCGAAGCACGCGGCAUUUCAUUACCUCCAGGAAUACAGCUACCUCCUAUUCCACAGACACACGUUGCUGCAAAUAGAAACCGAGACUCUCUUACUCGCAAGCAGCAAUGGUGGUUACCCUACGUUGUUCUAGAAUUUGACAAAAACGAAAUUGUGAUAGAUGCUCUUGGGGGUGAUACCUAUAACCCCAUUUUCCAAUAUCGCGCUCACUUUGACGUUUCGCGGGAUUCUGAAGUUUCAAUAUCCAUCUAUCUCCGUCAUCCACCAAGUGGACCAGCUUCAAAAGCCCAGGUUACAAACGAUUUUUUCCUAGGAGCUGUUAAGAUUCAACCAAAUCUUGAGUCUACGAAACUAGACGAUCAAAUUCUAAAUGUCGUGGGAGGUACGGGUGCGAUGGCCGUUCAACUUUGCUAUAAACCACAGCAACAAAAUUCCCCGAUUGCGUUCGACCAUUUUGACUUGCUUAAAGUGAUUGGAAAAGGAAGUUUUGGAAAGGUAUAUGUCGUUCGAAAGAAAGAUACAAACCGUAUCUAUGCAAUGAAGGUCAUUCGAAAAGCCCUCAUUAUUUCAAGAUCGGAAGUCACACAUACUUUGGCUGAGAAGACAGUACUUGCCAAGAUCAGGAACCCGUUCAUUGUUCCUCUGAAAUUUGCCUUCCAGAGCCCUGAUAAGCUGUAUCUUGUGCUUGCCUUUGUCAAUGGUGGAGAACUUUUCCACCACCUUCAGGUUGAAGGCAGAUUUAACGAAGAUCGUGCUCGAUUCUAUACUGCAGAAUUGCUGUGUGCACUAGAAUGCUUGCAUGGGUUUGAUGUAGUCUACCGUGACUUGAAGCCCGAAAACAUCUUGAUCGAUUAUAAUGGUCACAUUGCCUUGUGCGAUUUCGGCCUGUGUAAGUUGAACAUGACAGAAACAGAAACCACCAAUACUUUUUGUGGUACCCCCGAGUAUCUUGCACCAGAACUGUUGUUAGGACAUGGCUACACUAAGACUGUCGAUUGGUGGACUUUGGGUGUCUUGCUUUAUGAGAUGUUGACUGGUCUUCCACCUUUCUAUGAUGAAAACACAAAUGAGAUGUAUCGCAAAAUUUUACAAGAUGAGCUGCGAUUCCCUGACGAGGUUUCUGAAAGUGCGCGGGAUUUACUUAGAGGCCUUUUGAAUCGGGAUCCAAAUGAACGAUUGGGCAACUUUGGCACACAACACAUCAAGAACCAUCCUUUCUUUGCUAGUAUGGAUUGGCGCAAGUUGAUGGCCAAGAAGGUGCAGCCUCCAUUCAAACCAUCAGUCGAAAGUGCAUAUGACACAAGCAACUUUGAUGAAGAAUUCACCUCCGAAUUACCACAAGACUCCGUUGUCGACGAGUCACAGAUUUCGAAAACUCUGCAGGAGCAAUUCGCUGGUUUCACCUAUAAUCCAGCGAGUGAUGGUGUCAUGAGUGAAAGUUUAGGAGGUGGUGGAGUCAGUGUCGGUGGAAACUCGCAAGCAAGUGGACCAAGAUGGUAGACAAUCAUUUACAUAAAAAAAUCAGAAAACAAUAUAUUGAAGGAAAUCCACCAUAAUAUAUACCAAAAAAAAAAAAAACAACAAACCUUGUACCAUUUUGUCUCUUUA
Molecule: messenger RNA, 1938 nt
Organism: Umbelopsis ramanniana AG
Lineage: Eukaryota; Fungi; Mucoromycota; Umbelopsidomycetes; Umbelopsidales; Umbelopsidaceae
Exons: 7
Coding region: 118-1830 (570 amino acids)
Biological process (GO): protein phosphorylation
Molecular function (GO): protein serine/threonine kinase activity; ATP binding
Source: RefSeq, a predicted model, not a curated record